Molecule: messenger RNA, 285 nt
Organism: Echinostoma caproni
Lineage: Eukaryota; Metazoa; Platyhelminthes; Trematoda; Plagiorchiida; Echinostomatidae
Source: the annotation of a GenBank genome assembly
AUGCUGCGCGAAGUUCGGGUAAACCUUCCACAAUGUGCUGCCAGGAAGUAUUGGCUUUCUCGGUUACACCUCUACGCUGAUGGUGUUGAGACCGUUCCGAAAGAAUUACUCGACAAUCUUUCCGGCGUGAUACGUCAAGUUAUGCCCGUACCAAAACGACUAGAUGAAUAUACUCAGGCAGAACUUGACGAGUUUCCGAAGCUUUUUGAUUGGCCCGAAGGCUUCCAUUUGGCUCCCUUGAACAAACUAUCCGUUCCGGCCGAGAAAGUCCCGAAGAAGAAAUGA